Messenger RNA from Lotus japonicus, 408 nucleotides. RefSeq lists its product as uncharacterized. The record is from RefSeq and is a predicted model, not a curated record. Bases 1 to 408 code for a protein of 135 amino acids. NCBI's taxonomy places the organism in Eukaryota, Viridiplantae, Streptophyta, Magnoliopsida, Fabales, Fabaceae. The transcript has 3 exons.
AUGACAUAUAGAGGAUUUGCUCUGUGUCUAGUUAUGGUCAUGGUGGCCACAAUGUGGACUCAAAAUGCAGCACAAUCAGGUUGCACCAGUGCACUCACUAGCUUGAGCCCUUGCCUCAAUUACAUAACGGGAAGUUCAUCAUCCCCAUCACCUUCUGCUGCUCGGAGCUCUCAAGUGUUGUUCAAUCUUCACCGCAGUGCCUCUGCUCCCUCCUUAAUGGUGGAGUUGGGAAUGGACAAACAACUCCUUCAACUGCUCCAGUGGGCUCUCUCCAGUUGGUUCUCAUCUGAUUCUUCAGCUGAAUCACCUCAAGGCUCAAUGACACCUUCUGCUUCAAACUUCCCCUCAGCCUUCAGAGAUUUGAGUGCUGAAAUUUUAUUUAUAGCUUUGGUUGCCAAUUUGCCAUAG